Messenger RNA from Cinara cedri, 4014 nucleotides. NCBI's taxonomy places the organism in Eukaryota, Metazoa, Arthropoda, Insecta, Hemiptera, Aphididae. The record is from the annotation of a GenBank genome assembly.
CAAGAAAAUAAAUAAAGUGUUUAGUUAUAACUGAGUAAGUAGUGGUAAUAAAUAAUAAUAUUUAUGAUAUUGUUCAAAAUGUUUACCUUAAUAAUAAUUUGUUGUUAAAUGAUAAAAUGACGUGUUGAAGAUACUUAGUUUUGAAGUUUUAUCAUGAAUUCCGUCGAAAUUGACGAGGUCAAGACGGUAGUUACUAAUAAAAUGCGUAAAGACAAAAAGUUGUCUGUAAGUUCUAUCAGUAGCAGUAGUGCACCGCCGGAAUUGAAGCCUCGAGUGGUGACAGUCAAGCAACCGGAUUCGAAAAAGUUGUACACGCCGUCCGCCAAAAAAGAAAAUACGAAAAAAUCAGUUCAAGAUGCAGUGAAGGAAAUUCAGAAUUGUAACGAGUGUUCCGACUGGCGUUUGGACUUGAGCAAAUCCGGCUUGACCAAAGUUCCAAUAACCAUUAGAGAUUCUACGCAAUUGACUGAGGUAUAUCUGUAUGGCAACAAAUUGGUUACUUUACCUCCAGAAAUUGGAUGUCUGACUGGUUUACAUACUUUAGCACUCAGUGAAAACUCUCUGACCAGUCUACCCGAAUCACUCGCCAAUCUUACUAGUCUUAGGGUUUUGGACCUAAGACACAAUAAACUCACUGAAAUACCAGAAGUUGUUUUCAAAUUGGUUGAGCUGACAACACUUUUUUUACGUUUCAAUCGCAUACGUACUGUGGGAGAUGGUAUUAGUAAAUUAACUAAUCUAACGAUGCUCAGUUGCCGAGAGAACAAAAUCAAAGAUAUUUCGCCUAGUAUAGGUAAAUUGGAAUCUUUAGUUACACUUGAUGUGUCACACAACCAUUUGGAACACUUGCCCCAAGAGAUUGGCAACUGUAAACAUUUGUCCUCAUUAGAUCUUCAACACAAUGAACUUGUUGACAUUCCUGAUACCUUUGGUAAUCUUACACUUCUUAGACGUUUAGGAUUACGAUACAACAGAUUGAAGAUUCUACCAAGUACAUUAAGUAAUUGUAUUUUAAAUGAAUUUAAUGUAGAAGGUAAUAUGAUAAGUUGUUUACCCGAUGGACUUCUGGUAAAUUUAAAUGUGAGCAGUGUAACAUUGGCUAGAAAUUGCUUUACAGCUUAUCCGACCGGAGGACCUGCACAAUUUCUCAGAGUACACACAAUAAAUGUUGAGCAUAACAAAAUUGAUAAAAUACCGUAUGGAAUAUUUUCCAGAGCAGAGUAUUUAACAAAACUUAACAUGAAAGAUAAUGCUUUGACAUCACUGCCAUUAGAUAUCAAUUGUUGGACUAAAUUGGUCGAGAUGAAUUUAGCUACAAACAUGAUUUCUAAAUUGCCUGAUGACAUACAGUAUCUACAAACAUUGGAAGUGUUGAUUUUAUCCAAUAACCUAUUAAAAAGACUGCCUGCUACCAUAGGAAAUCUUCAAAAACUCAGAAUACUGGAUCUCGAAGAAAACAAAUUAGAAUUGUUACCUCAAGAAAUUGGUUAUUUAAGAUCGUUGCAAAAAUUAAUGUUGCAGUCAAACCAGUUACAAGCUCUUCCACGUGCAAUUGGACAUCUAACUAGCCUCGUGUACCUUAGUGCCGGGGAAAAUAAACUCAGUACGAUACCAGAAGAAAUUGGUACAUUAGAAAAUUUGGAAGCACUAUACGUAAACGCCAACCUAAAUCUUCAUAAUUUACCUUUUGAGCUCGCCUUAUGUAACAAAUUGCAGUUGUUGGACAUUGAAAAUUGUCCAUUGAGUCAACUCGGUGAUAUAGCCAAAGGGGGUCCAUCAGUUAUAAUGUCAUAUCUCAAGGUUAAUGGUCCCUACCGUGCUUUUAAUUAAAAAAGAUCAGUAUGGUAACUAUUUGAUAUGUUUACUUUAAUGUCGAAGUAAGUUUUAAAAGCUUUAUUUGUUAUUGUGCUAAAAAUGUUCAUAAUAAAGUUAUUUAUAUAGAAAUAAACACACAAUUAUUAUUAAAACUGAAUUUCUGUAGGCCACCAUUUAGUAGUGUGUAUCAUACUUUCAUUACAAUUAUAAGACUAAAUAGAAAAAAAUAUCUUUAAAAAUAGAAGAACACAGUUAUUAUUGUCCUACAAUCAAGUGCUUAUUAAAUGUUUGCAAUUUUUCUUUAAAAAACCAUAUGCUCUGGUAGCUUUUGAAAAAGUUAAAAGAAUAUUGGUAAAUGAUAAAAAUACAAAAUAUAUUUCUGUUUUUGUUUAUAUAUUUCACAGUUAUUGGCCUUUAGAUUAUUUGUUUUUUCAAAUAUUUUCCAUCCUUUAAUUUCACAAUUUGUUUGCAUAUCCGAAGUUAAAAAUAUUAAUUAGUAAACAGUUAUUUUUAUAUUAUAUUUUGUUAUUUACCAUUGUUUUGAUACUUUUCUCUAAAGCUAAAAAAAAAUGUAAUUUAUAAAGAAAAAAAAGUGCCAACAAUUUUUUUCAUUACCUAGUACAAUUAUCAUUUAAUAAUAAUUUAUUUCUGUUAAUUAUAAGGACAUAGGAAAAAAUAGCUUUUAUUUUUGGGAUGAUUUUGGUUAAAAAUUAUAACAUAAUAUUAUGUUCUUAUAAAUUGUAUUAAAUCUUUUUGAGUACUUCGUUAUUUGUCAUUUAAAUUUAUCCGUUAACAAAACAUUAUAAAUAUUAUUAUAUUUAGAUGGUAUUUAUACAUUCUCUAUAAUAAUAAGUAACAUUUUCAUGAUUAGAACUUAGAAUGUACAAUAGUGAUUGUAUACUUUCCUUGUAUACAAUUUUAUCAUAUCUUAAACUAAAGUAUAUUACAAUAUAGGUAUUACAAAUAUAUAUAAUAAAUUAUAUUAUUAGCUAUUAAGUAUUUGAAAUGGAAACAUAUUUAAUAAAAAGUAUAUUGUAAGUGAAGUUUGACAGAUUUUUUUUCAGUAUUCUACUUAAUUAAUUAAAUUACAUAUAUUGAAUUGUUUGUAAUUGACCACUUUAGAAUUAUAUUAUAUUGUAGGUUAUCACAAUCUAUUGAGUCGUGAAAUAGUUAUUAGGUGAUACAAUUUUUUAAUGUUGAAUUUUGACGUUUUUAUUUAAUACAUUUUUAUUUUACAAUAUUAAAUAAUCCAAUUUUCAAUCAUUUUUAUUGUAAACUUUAAUUUAUAAACUUAUUAGCUAUAGUUAUUCAUUUUGUUGAAAAUAACCUGGUAUAUUAUGUUUUUGUUAGUAUUUUAGUUAAUUAUUUAUAAUACUUAUAUGAACUAUGGUAUAACAUAUUUGUUGUACAAAAUAAAAAAUAGUGCAUAUUUCAUUUAUGGUUAUAUAUGUAUAUAUAUAUUUUUUUUUAAAUCAUUAAAUAUGUUCUCUUUGUAAUUUGAAAUACUAAUUUUUUUUUUAAAUAUUUGGUACCUUACUUCUUAUGCUGUCAACUUGAAAUUUAUAUCUCAAUCCCAAUAUUUUAUUGUAACCAUAUAGAUCAAAAUAUAUUUAAUUUAUAUAUUGUUUACUAAUUUAUUUUUUAUUUUUAAUUGUGUUAAUAAAUAUAUAGUGUAUUAUUUAAUAUUUGCUUUAGUUAAAAUAUUAUAUAGUAUAAAUGUUUCCAUAUUGUAUAUUAUAUAAACUAUUAUGACUUGUUGUAUUUAUCGAUAACUACAUCUUUUAAAACUAUAUAUAUAAAUGUAUUAUUAUUUUUGUGUGAUAAAUAAUAUAUCUAUAUUACGUAUACGUUUGAACAAAUCGAAAAAUUAUUUGUUUUAAAUCAUUUAUCAAAUAAAAUAUUAUUAAUAUUAUUACUUAUAAUUUUAUGAUAUAGAUAAUGUUUGAUUGGUUAUUAAUGAACCUAUUAGAUUAAUCAUAGUGAUAUAUUGUUAGUAUAAUACUAGUUAAAGUUCUUAAAUCUUUACUUUGGCUAAAAUUCCACCCUUUAUGCUUGUACUAUUUAUAAAAUUGUGUUUUUGUCAUUGUUUGUGCAAUAUAAUGAUAUUUACUUUAAAUUCAAAACUUUGUAGAUUGUUUAAUAAUAUUGUACCCAAUUUCUUUUCCAACAUAUUAUUAUAAUCAAAAUGUAAUUAUUCAC